AUGGGCAAAGGCAAACCAAGAGGACUCAACGCCGCGCGCAAGCUGCGAAACCACCGCCGCGAAGGCCGCUGGUCCGAUCUCGCAUUCAAGAAGCGACUCCUCGGAACAGCCUACAAGUCCUCACCAUUCGGCGGUUCCUCCCACGCCAAGGGCAUCGUGCUCGAGAAGGUCGGCGUCGAGGCCAAGCAGCCCAACUCUGCUAUCCGGAAGUGCGUCAGGGUGCAGUUGAUCAAGAACGGCAAGAAGGUUACUGCUUUCGUGCCGAACGACGGUUGCUUGAACUUCGUCGACGAGAACGACGAGGUGCUGCUCGCUGGUUUCGGUCGCAAGGGCAAGGCCAAGGGUGAUAUUCCCGGUGUGCGGUUCAAGGUCGUCAAGGUGUCUGGUGUCGGUCUGUCGGCUUUGUGGAAGGAGAAGAAGGAGAAGCCUAGGUCAUAA
This is a messenger RNA of Coniosporium apollinis CBS 100218, 438 nucleotides long. RefSeq names its product 40S ribosomal protein S23. Gene Ontology annotation, molecular function: structural constituent of ribosome. Gene Ontology annotation, biological process: translation. Bases 1 to 438 code for a protein of 145 amino acids. The record is from RefSeq and is a predicted model, not a curated record. Gene Ontology annotation, cellular component: ribosome; cytosolic small ribosomal subunit. NCBI's taxonomy places the organism in Eukaryota, Fungi, Ascomycota, Dothideomycetes. The transcript is spliced from 2 exons.